GGAAAUUUAUAAUGGUUUUGUGAGUCACGUAAAAUCCUUUGAUUUAGAGGCUCCACUCUCCAGUGGUCGUAAUUCGUAAAAUAUUAGUCCAAAAUAGAUGAGAAAAAAAUGUGAGUGUUUUUAGACAGCAAAUUGGGCAGAGAUGCUGCUGAGAUCAGCCUACGCUCCACUCCUCUCUUCUUUCUCCACAAUCACCAAUUCUCUCACACCAACUGUUCGACAAAAUGCCCCACUACUACUUGAGCUGCCUCAACUCCCUCCCGCUUCCGCCUACGUGCAUCUCCCUUUCUGCCGCAAGCGCUGCCACUACUGCGACUUCCCCAUCAUCGCUCUCGGCUCCUCAUCCGAUCACCACGAGCACGACGACCCGCGUAUCUCGAGCUACGUGGACACGCUCUGCCGGGAGAUCGCCGCCACCAAGCUCAGCUCAACCACCUGCCCGCCUCUUCAAACCGUGUUUCUAGGCGGUGGGACGCCCUCGCUCGUGCCGCCCCGCCUCGUCUCCUCGGUCCUCGAUGCGCUGUCGUCCAAAUUCGGGGUGUCAGCAGAUGCAGAGAUAUCAAUGGAGAUGGACCCCGGCACAUUUAACGCGGCGGCGAUGAAGGAGUUGAUGAAUUUGGGUGUGAAUAGAGUUUCUUUGGGAGUUCAGUCUUUUCAAGCUGAGUUGUUGAGGUCUUGUGGGAGAGCUCAUGGAGUUGGUGAAAUCUUUGAAGCUGUUGAGAUUGUUAAAACGUGUGGGGUUGAGAAUUGGAGCGUUGAUUUGAUCUCGUCACUCCCUCAUCAGACGCCAGCAAUGUGGGAGGAGAGCUUGCAGCUGACUGUUGCAGCUCAGCCCACGCAUGUCUCCGUUUAUGAUUUGCAGGUCGAACAAGACACCAAGUUUGGAACCUUAUACACUCCUGGUGAAUUUCCUCUGCCGUCGGAGAAUCAGUCAGCCGAUUUUUACAAGAUGGCUUCAACAAUGCUAGGGAAUUCAGGAUAUGAGCAUUAUGAGAUAAGCAGCUACUGCAAGAGUGGAUACCGGUGCAAGCACAACAGCACGUACUGGAAGAACAAAUCUUUCUACGGUUUUGGUCUGGGGUCGGCUAGUCAUAUUGGCGGAGUGAGGUUUUCAAGGCCGAGGAGGCUCAAGGAGUACGUUAGCUACGUGCAAGAUUUGGAGAAGGGAUCAGUGAAUGGGCGGGAUGGAGUUGCUGAGGUGAAGGACUUGGCUAUGGAUGUUGUGAUGCUGUCUCUGAGGACAGCGGAUGGCUUGGAUUUGAAGAGUUUCAGGGAGGCUUUUGGGGAGGCGAUUUUGGUGUCGAUUUUGGAGGUGUAUAGGCCUUAUGUGGAGAGGGGGCUUGUGAUAUGGUUGGACGAGCAACGAAGAGAAGUGGCAGCUGAUGAACUAGUUGGUGUGUCUUCAUCAUUCAAUCACAAGUUGGCUUAUCUUCGCCUCAGUGAUCCGGAUGGUUUUCUGCUGUCAAAUGAGUUGAUAGCUCUUGCAUUUGGUCUCAUAUCUCCAUGAAUUGCUUUCGAGCUUUAAGUUCAACUGUUUUUAUUUUUUGUUUUGUUGUAUAUAUCUGUUGUUGAAAAUCUUUAAUUGAAAUACUUAUGCAUAUCAAUCACAGAUUAUAACUA
Messenger RNA from Salvia miltiorrhiza (redroot sage), 1620 nucleotides. RefSeq lists its product as uncharacterized. The transcript has 2 exons. Gene Ontology annotation, cellular component: cytoplasm. Gene Ontology annotation, biological process: porphyrin-containing compound biosynthetic process. Gene Ontology annotation, molecular function: coproporphyrinogen oxidase activity; 4 iron, 4 sulfur cluster binding. The record is from RefSeq and is a predicted model, not a curated record. Bases 143 to 1507 code for a protein of 454 amino acids. Lineage: Eukaryota; Viridiplantae; Streptophyta; Magnoliopsida; Lamiales; Lamiaceae.